Paramormyrops kingsleyae is the source of this 1763-nucleotide messenger RNA. Its product is annotated as C-type lectin domain family 4 member E-like. The record is from RefSeq and is a predicted model, not a curated record. Lineage: Eukaryota; Metazoa; Chordata; Actinopteri; Osteoglossiformes; Mormyridae.
AUGUACUCCAUGCUGAUUGGACAGAAUGAGCUGGAGACAGACGCACAGAGUGCUGACUACAAACCCAACAGCCAGCGGGACUAAAAUGGACUUUGAGUCCACCCAGUGUUGUUUUAGGAAAAGAACAGUGAGACUCGAUGCCUGCACAAGAUAAGUAAUGUUUGAGCCGAGGAAAAAAUAGCAAAAUGAAAGCAUUUAUACUCUGUUUAUUUUGAUGAUUAUUAUUGUUCAGUUACCAUCUGUUAAAAUUCUUGUCAGAAUGGAAAUUCUGGUGAAAUGACAUUGUUGUUGGUAAACUUUGUUCAACAAAAGUAUCAGUCUGUAUAAAUAGACCAGUGAAUGUAAAGUUCAGUUUAGUUGUUUCAAAAGUAUCCUUUUUACAGAUAACUUAGGGAAUUCGUUAUGUCACUGCUGGGAUGUUUGAGUUUAAAAAGUAGAGUGGGAAAAGUGAAUGAAAUCAUCUUAAAGUGAAGUUUAAGGAGAUUAAAUUAGACCUUAAUCAACAAAUUUAACACAUUCACAGCAACAACAAAUGACUAAAAUUUUUUGAUCAGUCUAUAUAUAUAAUGGCUGAAUUCCUUUACAAUGAUUUCUGUUUUCUAGUGCCCCUGUUUACAGUGCGAGAUGGACCUAGAGUUCAGCCCUACAAACUGGCUACAGCAGGUCUGGGGUUGUUAUGUACUGGCCUGCUGAUUGUCAUCAUAGCCCUAUGUAUUCACUUUCAGAAUUCAUACCGGCCCCGCAGUGAACUGGACAGCAUAGCCAGCAACCACAGUACUGUGACCAAAGCUUUGGAGCAGCUGCAAGGAGAGUACCAAGAAGCCCUGGAUGCCAGGCACAGAGUAGAAGCGCAGUUUGGGCUGCAGCGCUCUGAGCAAGAGCAGCUCCAGAAGAAGAUCGAGUCUCUGCUUGUGGAGAAGAAAGAUCUGCAGUCCAUCAUCAGCAUGCACGAAAAUAGUUGCGGAAAGUGCUUGCCAGGAUGGACACUGUUCAAGUCAAAGUGUUACUAUUUCUCUUACGAUGAUUCGAAACCGAAAAAGUCCUGGAGUGGAAGCCGCGAGGACUGCAUCACCCAAGGAGCCGACCUGGCAGUGGUAGACAGUGAGGAGAAGCAGCUGUUUCUCAUGAGAUCCAUCACUUCCAUGGGCCUGGGAAGGAUGUACAGCUGGCACCUCACAGGAUUUUGGUUGGGACUAAGAGAUGUCCAUGUAGAAGGUACCUGGAAGUGGCUGAAUGGAACGGAGCUGACUGUGGGGUACUGGAUGGAUGGGGAACCCAAUGAUACAUAUUCAGAGGAAGACUGUGCCGCCAUUUAUCCAAAAUCUGACCUCCUCAAGUCGUGGAAUGAUGCUCCUUGUAACUACCUCCUGAACUGGAUAUGCGAGUCAGAGAUGCCGAAUCCCUAGGCAUCACUCCAGCGUCUGUCUAUCACUCCAGCGUCUGUCUAUGGCUGGACGGCAGUGGCGGACAAAUGGGAUUGGGCAAAGGAUUAAGCUCCUAAAUGAGGUGUGACUGUUGUAUGCUGUUAAUGGGUGAAUCUCCAUUAACCAAAAAUAAUGGAUUUACCAUGACACAGCAUGAGGAUACCAUGAAUUUAAUUGUGCCACGUGCUGUUAAUUUGGAUGAGGUAUUUCUAAGAAACAUUGCUAAGAAAAAUGAAUGAUUCGUAUUACUCAUUGUUUUGUUGUAUGACGUAAAAAACAGUUUUCAUGUGGAAAAGCAACAUAAACUGAGAGCAGAGUAUUGUCUGUAUCAAUGUGUAU